ACAGUGAUGGGAUUCCAUGGUCAGAAGAAAGGGUGGUACGUAAAGUCCUUUACUUAUCUCUGAAGGAGUUCAAGAAUGCUCAGAAGAGACAGCAUGGUGAAGGCAUUGCUGGGAGCCUGAAAACAGUAAAUGGGCUCCUUGGUAAUGGCCAGUCUAAGGGAUUAGGACCAGCAUCAGAACAGUCAGAGAAUGAGAAGGAUGAUGCAUCCCAAGUGUCCUCUACUAGCAACGAUGUUAGUUCUUCAGAUUUUGAAGAAGGGCCGUCGAGGAAAAGGCCCAGGCUGCAAGCACAAAGGAAGUUUGCUCAAUCUCAGCCGAAUAGUCCCAGCACAACUCCAGUAAAGAUAGUGGAGCCAUUGCUACCCCCUCCAGCUACUCAAAUUUCUGACCUCUCUAAAAGGAAGCCUAAGACAGAAGAUUUUCUUACCUUUCUCUGCCUUCGAGGUUCUCCUGCGCUGCCCAACAGCAUGGUAUAUUUCGGAAGCUCUCAGGACGAGGAGGACGUUGAGGAGGAAGAUGAUGAGACAGAAGACGUCAAGACAGCCACCAACAAUGCUUCAUCUUCAUGCCAGUCAACCCCCAGGAAAGGAAAAACCCACAAGCACGUCCACAAUGGGCACGAUACAGGUGUAGAGAUGACCCGUGAAAUUCCACAUAAACUGGAAUAUUACCUAGUUGUGGAAUGGUGGCACAUUGACCACCAGUUUGAGGGUCCACUUCGGGAUAACUGGGAACCACAGGGUAGCCCUUGUCCCUGUGUAGUGUCUCUGUGUGGAGGAGUUGCCUUCUUGGCAGGUACUAAUUCUGUUUUUGUUGUUUUAUUUUUGUCCUCUGCCUCUCCUGCCGCCUCCCAGGUUUCGAAGGUAAAUGGAGUCACUCGAAUGUCAUCUCUGGGUACAAGUGCAACCAGUGCCAAAAAGAUGCGCGAAGUCAGACCUUCACCGUCCAAAACUGUGAAGUACACUGCAACCGUGACUAAGGGGACUGUCACAUACACCAAAGCCAAGAGAGAACUGGUCAAGGAAACCAAACCCAAUCACCACAAGCCCAGUUCAGCUGUCAACCACACAAUCUCAGGGAAAACUGAAAGUAGCAAUGCAAAAACCCGCAAACAGGUGCUAUCCCUCGGGGGGGUGUCCAAGUCCACCGGGCCUGCCGUCAACGGCCUCAAGGUCAGUGGCCGGUUGAACCCAAAGUCAUGCACUAAGGAGGUGGGGGGGCGGCAGCUGCGGGAGGGGCUGCGGAAUUCCAAGAGGAGACUGGAAGAGGCACACCAGGCGGAGAAGCUGCAGUCGCCCCCCAAGAAGAUGAAAGGGGCUGCCGGCUCUGCCGAAGCCCCUGGCAGGAAGGCAGCGGCGGCCUCAGCCCCGGCCCAGGCCCCAGCCCCGGCUCAGGCCCCAGCGGAGAAAGCUCUGCUGAAUGGACACAUGAAGAAGGAGGUGCCCGAGCGGAGCUUGGAGAGGAACCGGCCGAAGCGGGCUGCAGCCGGGAGGAGCACGCUGGGCAGACAAGCACAUGGCAAGGCGGAUGGCGCCUCCUGUGAAAAUCGUUCUACCUCGCAAUCGGAGCCCUUGCACAAGCCGCAGGAGGCGGCGGCCAAGCCCGAGAAGGGGUCCGGCCGGGUCGGGUGGGCGGCCAUGGACGAGAUCCCCGUGCUCAGGCCGUCAGCCAAGGAGUUCCACGACCCACUCGUCUACAUCGAGUCGGUGCGCGCUCAGGUGGAGAAGUAUGGCAUGUGCAGGGUCAUCCCCCCUCCGGACUGGCGGCCCGAGUGCAAGCUCAACGACGAGAUGCGGUUCGUCACGCAGAUUCAGCACAUCCACAAGCUGGGCCGGCGCUGGGGCCCCAACGUGCAGCGGCUGGCCUGCAUCAAGAAGCACCUCAGAUCUCAGGGCAUCACCAUGGACGAGCUCCCGCUCAUAGGAGGCUGCGAGCUCGACCUGGCCUGCUUUUUCCGGCUGAUUAACGAGAUGGGUGGCAUGCAGCAAGUGACUGACCUCAAAAAAUGGAACAAACUCGCAGACAUGCUGCGCAUCCCCAAGACUGCCCAGGACCGGCUGGCCAAGCUCCAGGAGGCCUACUGCCAGUACUUGCUGUCCUACGACUCCCUGUCCCCCGAGGAGCACCGCCGGCUGGAGAAGGAGGUGCUGAUGGAGAAGGAGAUCCUGGAGAAGCGGAAGGGGCCCCUGGAGGGCCACACGGAGCAGGACUACAACAAGUUCCACCCCCUGCCCCGCUUUGAGCCCAAGAACGGGCUCAUCAAUGGUGUGGCCCACAGGAACGGCUUUCGCAGCAAGCUCAAGGAGGUGGGCCAGGCCCAGCUCAAGACAGGCCGGCGGCGACUCUUUGCUCAGGAAAAGGAAGUGGUGAAAGAAGAGGAAGAGGACAAAGGCGUCCUCAGUGACUUCCACAAGUGUAUAUAUAAGGGAAGGUCUGUUUCUUUAACAACCUUUUAUCGAACAGCAAGAAACAUCAUGAACAUGUGCUUCAGCAAGGAGCCUGCGCCAGCUGAAAUUGAGCAAGAGUACUGGAGGCUCGUGGAGGAGAAGGACUGCCACGUGGCGGUGCACUGCGGCAAGGUGGACACCAACACGCACGGCAGCGGGUUCCCCGUGGGGAAGUCAGAACCGUUUUCAAGGCAUGGAUGGAACCUCACCGUCCUCCCCAAUAACACAGGGUCCAUCCUGCGCCACCUCGGUGCUGUGCCUGGAGUGACAAUUCCCUGGCUAAAUAUUGGCAUGGUCUUUUCUACCUCAUGCUGGUCUCGAGACCAAAACCACCUUCCCUACAUCGACUACUUACACACUGGUGCUGACUGCAUUUGGUAUUGCAUUCCUGCUGAGGAGGAGAGCAAGCUCGAGGACGUGGUGCACACCCUGCUGCAAGCCAACGGGACCCCAGGGCUGCAGAUGCUGGAGAGCAACGUCAUGAUCUCCCCGGAGGUGCUGUGCAAAGAAGGCAUCAAGGUGCACAGGACCGUGCAGCAGAGCGGCCAGUUCGUCGUCUGCUUCCCAGGAUCCUUUGUGUCUAAAGUGUGCUGCGGCUACAGCGUCUCUGAGACCGUGCACUUUGCCACCACCCAGUGGACAAGUAUGGGCUUCGAGACGGCCAAGGAAAUGAAGCGCCGCCAUAUAGCGAAGCCGUUUUCCAUGGAGAAGUUACUCUACCAGAUUGCACAGGCGGAAGCGAAAAAGGAGAACGGCCCCACUCUCAGUACCAUCUCGGCCCUUCUGGACGAGCUCAGGGAUACGGAGCUGCGGCAGCGGAGGCAGCUGUUCGAGGCCGGCCUCCACUCCUCUGCCCGCUACGGCAGCCACGACAGCAGCAGCACUGUGGUGGACGGGAAGAAAAAGCCUCGAAAGUGGCUGCAGUUGGAGACCUCAGAGAGGAGGUGUCAGAUCUGCCAACAUUUGUGCUACCUGUCCAUGGUGGUUCAGGAGAACGAGAACGUGGUGUUCUGCCUGGAGUGUGCCCUGCGCCACGUGGAGAAGCAGAAGUCGUGCCGAGGGCUGAAGCUGAUGUACCGCUAUGAUGAGGAACAGAUCAUCAGCCUGGUCAAUCAGAUCUGUGGCAAGGUCUCUGGUAAGAACGGCAGCAUGGAGAACUGUCUCAGUAAACCGACACCAAAAAGGGGGCCCCGCAAGAGAGCAACGGUGGACGUGCCACCCUCCCGGCUGGCGUCCUCCAGCUCCUCCCGGAGUGCAGCGAGCUCGUCCUGAAGCUGCCCACACCGCGGCCGAUUGAGAUCUAUUUUUUGUAAUUAUUAUAUUCUAGUUUGGAGUACUUGCUGUAGGAUACAAGCUGUCUUUGCACUAGCUCUAAAGAAGAUUUUCUUCUGGUUUUAGAGAACUAAUUUUGUUUUAGCAUUAAACUCUUGAACUUUUUUUUUGUACUUAGAAUACCUAGAUACUGCAGUCAGAUUUUUGAAACUGCCGUAUAUUCACUGUUUUAAAACCCUUGAGGGGCUGUAUUAAUUUGUAUCGCCCCUGUGGCUGACAAAAGCCUUUUUGUUUGAUUUUUUUUUUUUUUGUAACUGUUGGGGAAAAAAGGAUUUUUUUAACCCAUUUUUGAAGAGGGUGAAGUUUGGAGAACAAAUUUUAAAACUUUCAGUCAUGUGAGAUUUUUCUAGAGAGAAAAGGGGUAGGACACACACACACACAAGAAACUUGAAAAGAAAUGGCUUUACUUUGGCUGUCUUUUCUUCAGUCAUGUGCAAGAUGAGUUUGUAACUUUUAAAAUCGGAGAACCCCAUUUUGUUUCUCUGGGCGGUUGUGGCAGCUGAAGGCGGACAUUGUUUCCUAACCAUAGACAAAAUGAGGAGAUUUGAGUGACGAGGUUCUCCUUACCAGCACAUCACUAUGCAUCUAAGGAAAAAAGAAGAGAGAGAAGAAAAAGACUGCCUGUCUCGGAGGGGUCCCGUGUGGAAACCUGUGCCUGAUUUCAUUAGGAAAUCCAUUCUGUUAUUUUUUUGGUGCUGUUGGCUACUUUAUCAAAAAACCCUUCAAUAGCAUCCUUAAGGGAAGAAAAAGAAAAAAAAGUGAUUGAAGCCGUAAGUGCUUCUUUGUCAUAGACGUGCAAUCUUUCUAACAUUCCAUCUCAUCUCACUGCUUGUUUCACACCUCACAAGUCAGCAUUAAUCUUCUUGUUAAAUUUGUUUCGUUUAGGAUCAUACUUAGAGCCACUAGGAGGUCUGCAGUUCUUUUUGAAUGUGAAAAUGCAUUUGUGCUCAUCUUGUCUAUUUUUCUCUUCAUGUUGUAACAAAAAGAAAAAAAAAAGAAUCCCAUCCUUUUGUACAUAUGCCUGUAAAUUGUUUUAAAUACUUGAGCCUUUUUCUCAGUGGGCGUGGGGAGGGGGGUGAGAAGACAAGAUGAAGAAAAGCCUUACAUUUCAGUUUCUUCAUCGGUUGGAUUGGAUGCUUACAGGGUUUUUCUUGUAACAUUUAUAAGUGCUGCUUACAUCACUGAACAACAACACAAAAAUAAUAAUGGAGUAGCUGUUGCCCUUCUCCAGUUGUGUGUACAGUAUGUGUGGAAUAAAGAAGGGAAACUGUUUUCACAA
This is a messenger RNA of Myotis lucifugus (little brown bat), 5058 nucleotides long. RefSeq names its product jumonji and AT-rich interaction domain containing 2 (gene JARID2). Gene Ontology annotation, cellular component: nucleus. Gene Ontology annotation, biological process: chromatin remodeling. NCBI's taxonomy places the organism in Eukaryota, Metazoa, Chordata, Mammalia, Chiroptera, Vespertilionidae. Gene Ontology annotation, molecular function: histone demethylase activity; DNA binding. Bases 468 to 3719 code for a protein of 1083 amino acids. The transcript has 17 exons. The record is from RefSeq and is a predicted model, not a curated record.